AUGCCUUCGAGCUCCACAUUGUCAGAUGUCCAUCCGGCUAAGGUUCUCGCUCGUGAGCAGCAUCACAUCUUACAGCCACCAUCUACGCCGCCCCCAAAGGCACGCCAGGACUCCACUUUGUACAUUUCAAUAGGUUCCCAUUUGAUUGAUACCCCUGAACCAGAUUCUUGGCCUGCCAGCAUCGAGAAUUUUACUGAUGAGGCAUCUUUGCCCACUUAUCCCCUGGCUCGGACAAUUUCGGACGCCUCAAUGCGAGAGCAGACUGGUGUGGAUAGCGGUAUGAUCGAAGAGGGCCAUCUUACGUCUCGUGGACGCCCUCGAUUGGUAGACAUUGUCUACCUCACUGCCCCAGAGUACAAGCUGUUCUAUCACCAGCAUAAAAAUGGUCGGAACAUGAGGAGCACGGACGACCAACCAAGCGAACCUUCUCCUACACGAGCAUCCGCCCCAGAUAUCAACGCAGUCGAGUACUUGAAUCAUCCAGACGAGGCCCGUGAGCGUUCAAAUCAUGUGCAAACCGCAUUCUCGGUUAGUCACACAACACCACCUAUGUCUGUAUACACGACUGAAGGAGAUACGCAUGUGUUCGCACAAUUGCCUGGACUUGAUGGUCCGUGGUCUUCCAUCAACACCAUGUCAGAAAGCAGGCAUGUCGAGGAGAAGCUGGCUAAUUCUACGGUUUCCCAUGGGAAUAGCGAGCAUUUUCGGACUCCGGUGUCAUGA
Plenodomus lingam JN3 is the source of this 723-nucleotide messenger RNA. RefSeq lists its product as uncharacterized. NCBI's taxonomy places the organism in Eukaryota, Fungi, Ascomycota, Dothideomycetes, Pleosporales, Leptosphaeriaceae. The record is from RefSeq and is a predicted model, not a curated record.